This is a messenger RNA of Bactrocera oleae (olive fruit fly), 2507 nucleotides long. RefSeq names its product neuropeptide receptor myosuppressin (gene Ms). The record is from RefSeq and is a predicted model, not a curated record. Lineage: Eukaryota; Metazoa; Arthropoda; Insecta; Diptera; Tephritidae.
AGAGCUGAAUCGAUUUAGCCAUGUCCGCUUGUCCGUCCGUCUGUAUAUACCAUAUACGCGAACUAAUCCGUCAAUUUUUGAGAUAUCGAUUUAAAAUUUUGCACACAGUUUUUUCUCCCCAGGAAGCUGCACAUUUGUCAGAACCGUCGUUAUCAGCCCAUUAUAGAAUAUAGCUCUCAUACAAACCGAACGAUCAAAAUUAAGUUCUUCUAUGGAAAACUUUUAUAUUUAAUAAGUUAUCUUUACGACAUUUCUUGUCCAAGGCAACACUACAAUUUAUGAACGAAUUGUUCAGAUCUUUGUAAAAUAUUCUUCUUUUUACUUUCAACUUCGGCGGUGAAUACUUAGUUUCAGUAAUAAUGGCAAGCUAAUUAUUUAGCUAUUUAAUGAACAAACAAAUAAAAAUAUUAACGUUGAUAGCAUAUACAUACAUAUAUACUCGUAUAGCUGUACACAUGUUAUUCUUCAGAACAAUGCGUUCUUGUGAUGCAAAAAAAUAUAUAUAAUAUGAGCAUAUGUCGCCUGUUUUUUAUAGUCUAACAACUAUGGUUACAAACAAUCAUUUUUUAACAACACAAAAAAUAGUUAUACUCGUUGUUUUAGUUAAGCUUCUAUAAUAAAACGAUAUUUACCGGCAUUAUCCUGUGGUGCCUCUACAAAAGAGGCGUAUUCCACAUGACAGAUAAUUAAAAACAUAAAAAGUGUAUAAAAACUUAUGAUAUAAUAAAUUGAUUAUGAAGAGGAAAGCUGUUGAAUGCAAUAAGCAAGCAGCUGCACCUUAGAGAUUAGACGGCACACACGCGCAUACACACAUAAGUGUGCGUGCACGCGCCAGCGAUAGUCAAUGAUGAAUGUUCAUAAAAAAACUUAAAUAUUUAAGAUAAACUCAACAGUGUAACAUUUUUUAAGCACACCACCACACAUACACAAGUGUACAAAAAUUAGUUAUUACUGCAGCUCUUCAAACUUCACUCAAACAUACACGCACUCACACUAACGUUUGGUUGUCAGCAUGGUCGGCGAGGGCGUAUGAGCAACAUCCCACCCACAAUGACAAACAAUCAAAAUCGCCGCUGGAAAUGUGAGCCAAUGGCAAUGCUGCUUAUUUAAUUCCAGCAUCCAAAGCCGAGUUCGUUCGUUGCAUAUAAAAAGACGUAUCCUGUUUGCGAUAAACAUCAUUCAAACAAGUGUGCUUCGACGAUACAGUUGCAAUAUCGCCACAAGUCUUCUUGUACGAGUCGAACGCAAGUGACAGUUACUUUUGAAUUUUUUCAGUGAGACUCACAACUGUAAACAGUAAAAGCAACAGCAUGUCAAGCCAAAUCUUCGCAAUCCUUUGCUUCGCCACCCUUUUGAUCGCCGCUGCGCAAUCCAGCAACGCCAUGGGUGUGCCACCAUUCUGCCAAUCGGGCAUGGUCGAAGAUAUGCCACCACACAUCCAAAAGGUCUGUUCGGCAUUGAACAAUUCGGAACAAUUGGCUACAGCGUUGAAAUCGUACUUGAAUAGCGAAGCCGCAGCACUGUUGACCGAUCAGGCGCCCCUGAAGCGUUCCGAUGUUGAUCACGUUUUCUUGCGUUUCGGCAAAAGGCGUUAAAUUUCCAGCGCCGCUAAUGUUGCCACCGCCACCAAUACAUAUUAACCAACAGUUGACCGUUUGAUGGACUCUAUGAUUUGCAACACAAACACACACUCAAGCACGACCGCCAUGUGAACAACCAACAAUAACAAACGACCAAUUAUUGCAAAUGAAAAUUAAAGAAAUUCGCUUUAAUUUAAUAAAAAGUUAUUUAAUCAUAAAAUAAAUUAAAAAUUAUAGCAAAAUUUUAUGGUAAAAUAAAAAAAUGCAAGCAGUAAAUUUGCAAACAAAAAUAUUUUUAAACUAUUAAAUAUAAUAAAUUAUAUGUAAUGUAUUAAAUUAAAAAUAAAAUGUAUGUAUGUAUAACACAUAUUCUUAAGUUGAUCUCUUUAUAAAGAAUUACAAUUUUCUGUACUUGUGCAUCUGGAAUAUAUACUUAUAUAUAAUAUACACGGCGUAUACACACCAGAUAUGUUGGGAGCUUGUAAAAAUUGAAAAAAAAAUUAUAAAACAGUUUUUAAAAUUAAUUGUUGUUUUUAUUGCAAUUGUAAUUCUUGUCAGGCAAAACUAAAAGAAAAAAAGAAACGCAUAUUGGAAAAGAAAAUUAAAAAAAAAAUUGACAGAUAUAUAUUCUAAAAAUAUAAAAAAUAGCACGAGGGAGCGGAGACCGCAGAUAUUUAUAAAUAAGCAAAAAACAUAUACAUAUAUUUACAUGUAUACGAGCAUAUAUCAAUAUUUAUACUCACUAUUAAAAGGCAUCAUUGAACCCAAAAAAUUUUACAUUUAACAUUUUUGGCGCAUAUAACAAAUAUUUAUUUAGUUCUAAGUUGUCGGAAAUAAUAACGCAGACCCGCAGAUAAAGAUGUAUUUUGCAACAACUAAUUAUAAACAUAUGUAUAAAAAUGUAAUAAAGCUAUUAUUUUCAAUAAA